AGUGAAGCUUUGCCUCCUAGUUUUUGUUGGGACCUGGACCUGGGAGAAGAAUCACCCCGCAGAGGGACCGAGGAGGACUAACAGAAGAAACAAGCCUCCACCAUGGAAAUGUAUGAGGCUGCUGUUUAGUCGUCAACAAUGCAAGCGGACGUGCUUUCACCGUGAAUCCACCCGUGGAGGUUUUCGUGUGGUAGAGUAACAUUCCCCCUCCCUCAUCAUGCUGAGCUUCCUGCGCAGGACGCUGGGGCGACGCUCUAUCCGGAAACAUGCAGAAAAGGCCCGGUUACGGGAGGCCCAGCGAGCUACAACACACAUCCCUGCAGCCGGGGAAGCAAAGUCUGUCAUCACAUGCCGAGUUUCCUUGCUGGACGGGACAGACGUCAGUGUCGACCUGCCGAAAAAAGCCAAAGGUGAAGAGCUGUUUGACCAGAUCAUGUACCAUCUGGACAUUGUGGAGAAAGACUACUUCGGACUGCGCUUCAUGGACUCUGCACAAGUACCACACUGGCUGGAUGUUACAAAAAGUAUCAAAAAGCAAGUGAAAAUCGGCCCGCCUUACUGCCUUCACAUGAGAGUUAAGUUUUACUCCUCAGAACCAAACAACCUCCACGAGGAGCUCACCAGGUACCUGUUUGUGUUACAAUUAAAGCAAGACAUCCUCAGUGGCAAGCUAGAGUGUCCAUUUGAAACAACAGUGGAGCUGGCUGCCUUUUCUCUACAAGCUGAGCUUGGUGAUUGCGACCCACUGGAUCAUAACCUGGACCUGGUGUCAGAGUUUCGCUUCGUUCCCAACCAGACAGAGGAUGUAGAGCUGGCGAUAUACAACGGAUGGAAGGAGUGCAGAGGUCAGACACCAGCCCAAGCUGAAAUCAACUACCUGAAUAAGGCCAAGUGGCUUGAAAUGUACGGUGUGGACAUGCAUAUGGUCAAGGCAAGAGAUGGUAAUGAAUACAGUCUGGGUUUGACACCAACUGGGGUUCUGGUGUUUGAAGGACAAACCAAGAUUGGACUCUUCUUCUGGCCGAAGAUCACUUGUCUGGAUUUCAAGAAGAGCAGACUGACGCUCAUAGUGGUAGAAGAUGAUGAGCAGGUGAAUGGCAAAGAACAGGAGCACACCUUUGUGUUCAGGAUGGAUCACCCUAAGGCCUGUAAGCAUCUGUGGAAGUGUGCUGUGGAACAUCAUGCUUUCUUCAGGCUGAGAGGGCCGGUACACAAGAACUCUGCACGCUCCGGAUUCAUCCGCAUGGGAUCACGCUUCAGAUACAGUGGAAAGACUGAGUAUCAGACAACCAAGGCAAAUAAAGCCAGGAGGUCAGCGUCUUUUGAGAGAAGGCCCAGCCGCCGUUACUCCAGGAGGACCAUGCACGGCAGAGGACCAUUUCAUCAUCAUCAUGAGGCUCUUUCCUCUGGCAAUGGAGUCAGCUCUGGCAAAGAAAACAAGGUUUCCUCCAGUAGAGGUGCUUGGUCAGCCGUGCCUGUGGUCAGCCCUGUAGCUGCUUCUGCUUCUGCUUGUGCACCAAUGGAAAUCGAGGCUCUACCCAGGAGUCCAGGAGGAGAAAAGAGAAGUGUUCCUUUAGUUCCUGACUUGAUGGAAACGUGCAUUGAUGAUGUCCUCAGGACUCCUGUGGUUCCACCAGUAGCAGCUGCAGAGGAGCCUGGACCAAGCACCACCUAUGUUCCCCCGAUAGUCACAGGGGAAGAUCCCGUCAGUCUCUCUGAAGCAUCAGCUCGUCUGAAACAGCUGGCCCUGGAGAGCAGUCCACUUCCUGCUACUCCGAGAAAUAACAUCAAUGUGAAUGUGGCCAUGAAUAAUCAGGAGGAUGUGGUGAAGCUCACAGAGAAGUGUGGUCUGAGCAGUGCAGGCAGCAGUCCAGUUGUCACCCCACUGCGCACCCCAGAGGAUCUGAAGAGCAACAUCCUGAAAGCACAGGCUGAGGCUGCUGCGCUCAAGGGAUCUGCAGAGGAACAUGUCACUGUGGCUGCAGAUAAAAACUGUAACCUGCAGGAGGCUUCUUCCAGGCUGAAAGUGCGCACUGGGAGAAUGGGAAGCAACUCGUCUCUGUCCGUUAGCAGCCGAUCUGACAUUCAAGACUCCUGGGACCUUCUCAAGCCAGCACCACUGGUCUCAUCAGCAGGGGCCAGUGCUGAGGGUGUAGCUGAAGAUCUGAACCCCUCUGUUCCCAAGAUCCCUGCUGAAUCUGCUCCUGAAGUCAUGGCUCCAAAGGCCAAAGCAGAGGAGGUUGACCUGCCUAUCACCGCCCCCCUGUCUGACAACCUCAUUGAUUUCACUGAUCCGACUCCUGUGCCACCACCAGUGCAGCAGCCCAAACCUCUCAUCACACCUCGCUGGAUCAUUCCUACAAAUACUCCCUCUGGCGUUUUUACUAACGGCCUACUUGACCUCGACCCCCCUGCUAAGAUCAACCCUCCGCUGCCUGCAGACGGGGGAGCCGCUCUCACCCCAGCCCUCCCCCUCCUCGCUCACACACGCAACACCAUCUCUGCCAGCCCUGUGGUUCAGCAGCCAGCUUCAGAGGAUGGAGCCAAACCCAGAGGUCUCCUGACCACUGAGCUCUGAUGAAGAAACACGUAGCAGACAUCACAGCAAUCAUCUUUUCUGAUCCCUUUAUCACGUCACCCCAUCGCCCAUAUCCACACACACACACACACACACACACACACACGAGCAGACUAGGCAGACCGUGCUGAACUCUGAGGGUCUAAAGGAAAGUGGAACCCGGGAAAGGCUCCACAGACACUGCUCCUACACUGACUAAAGACUGAUUAAGUUGACCUUAGCGGGCAACAAAGUGAUCAGAACAUGAAAACAGUAUUCAAUGAUAACACGACACACAGCCUAGUUAUUAUGUAGCAGAUAACACAGACAUGUAGCUUCAGUAUUAACAUGAUGUGAGUCUUAUGUUACCUGCCAAUCACUCAAUCCAUCCACUCAUCAUCAAACCUCACUCUGAUGACACUGUACGGUACGUUUUAUGAAAGCAUCCACCACUGAAGUGUCGGCUGUCUCUCCUCCGUGCUGAAUCUUCACACCACUGGAUCCCUGCUACUCUGAGCUCCUCUGAUCACACAGCACACUGAGCUGCUGGAAUACACUGGAUGAUGGACUAUGAAGGAGAACGUGUGGAACGAACGUGACAGUGACUCUAAGUGUACAGUCAAAGAGAUAAAGACACCUGGACUCUUCACAUGAUGUAACACUGGACUGUCCUUUGAAGCACACUAUGAGACUUUUCUAUUUUAACCCACACGUGAAACUGAGCUGCUGGAUAUGAAGACGUCACUGGAUUAUCUUUGCAACACUGGAGUAUAAAAAAGGAAUCAAUUGACUUCUUAGUUUUUUCACCUUUAUGACCCAGCUCUUGUCUUUGAUGAUGUUUUAAAUCACUGAUUGCUGUACUUUUAAAUCCAUGAGCAGACGAGGAAGUGAUCAUGACUAACAGGAAGUACUUCUACGCCAGGUAAUGGGCAGUAUGUUAAUAUUUUUGUGAUCUUGAGCAGGAUAUGACACUAGUUUUCUCCUCCUGAAACCACUGCUUCCACCUGUGGCAUAUUUUGGUCUCGUGAAGUGUCUCACUUGCUGUUAAACCGCCAACUGUGAUCUCUUCCUGUGCACACUGUGUUUCUGUGUCCUGGGUUUUGGACGGUGAUUUGACCCCGUUGUAGAGGACUUGCUCCUGGUACUAACACGUUGUAGCCACUGCCCUGCCUUAUGAGAAACGAAUGUAUUCAAAUAGUCUCAUCUGAGAACGCUGGAGAUGCCACACUAGGAAACUUUCCCUUUAAGAGUUUUAUGUCCGUGUUUUCGUAUAAUCCAAAUUGCUGAUUUAUUUUAUGACCAGAGGACGAGCUGUGAAGUAUCAGAGAAGCCGGUUUUGUACAUGUGAAUUUGAGGCCUAAUUCUUUAUUUUUGUGUUAUUAAUGCAGCGUAUCACAUUGACUCUUAAAGAUAGACUUGUACAAGUUUUAUUUUUCAGUACCCAACACAGUAUAACCCUGAAGACUGGACCCUCAUGUAGUGGAGUAGUUCUCUCACUGUGAUGUUGACUCCAGUGUCUGUACUCAACAAGGGAAGCUGACUGUUUUAUGAUGUCUUAGCAGUGACGGUUAUUUAUGCUACUACUCCGUGUAAUUGUUCAAUCAUUGUCCAGAAGUGUUGUAGCGUACAGUUCUAAUGUAUUGUCAGUAUAAUGGCAUCGGCUGGCUGUAGAUACGAAGUAGAGUUAUAUAUAUUUUUGAAAAUGAUGUUGGCAGUAUUCUUACCACACACUGAGAAGAUUUCCACGUUAAGAUGUUUUCUAAUUACAGGAGAAGUAGAAGAUGCAUUACCGAUCAAACUGACUGGAAAACACUGAUUAUGUCUCAAAUGCAAUUUUAUAAAACUUUUAUUUUUUCUGGAAUAUCUGAUCAUGAUUCAGUAAAGCUUUGCUACAGUAGGA
Messenger RNA from Notolabrus celidotus (New Zealand spotty), 4457 nucleotides. It is a transcript of the gene epb41l5, whose product is annotated as erythrocyte membrane protein band 4.1 like 5. Bases 218 to 2578 code for a protein of 786 amino acids. The transcript has 26 exons. The record is from RefSeq and is a predicted model, not a curated record. Gene Ontology annotation, molecular function: cytoskeletal protein binding. Gene Ontology annotation, cellular component: cytoskeleton. Lineage: Eukaryota; Metazoa; Chordata; Actinopteri; Labriformes; Labridae.